Messenger RNA from Cercospora beticola, 2505 nucleotides. RefSeq lists its product as uncharacterized. The record is from RefSeq and is a predicted model, not a curated record. NCBI's taxonomy places the organism in Eukaryota, Fungi, Ascomycota, Dothideomycetes, Mycosphaerellales, Mycosphaerellaceae.
AUGCUCACGUCGCCUCCACCGACGCCCCAGCGGGCGAGUGUGCCACACAAGCUACUUGCUCACCUGUCGUCAAAUGUGUCGGACUUUGACACCGGAGGCAGAGUCACCUCCUCGACCCGCCUGCAGACAUUGUACCUCUUGAAGGACCAGGAAGUUAACAAUGAUCGCUUGCGCAACGCUACUGGCAAGACGAUGCCACGCGUUCCUGCCCAGAUGUUGAUCAAAGCUGAUGGUCAAUGGACGGCAUAUCCGCCGUCACGCGAUGCCGACUAUGGCUAUCAAGUCUCGAUGCGAUUCAACACUUUGUACUCAGCCCCCACUGUGCGUAUCGAGAUUGAAUUCUCACACGACGGACAGGCCGAUACGCCACGCCUUCCGACCCUGGUUCUGGAAUAUCCAUUCAAUGAUCGCGACGGAAGGCAGCUUAGUAACUUUGCAUGCGAAUUGAUCGAUGGCGAGUCGGACGAUAGCGAGUCGGAUGAUGGCAAACAGCAUAACGAUGAGCAAGCUUUGACCAUCGUACGCUUCGAAGCCAACGGAGCCACGUCGGAGGGCUGUGUCACCAUCGACAGCUUCGCGUCUCCUCUGACCGCUGAGCAAGAGUCGGUGUUUGAAAUGCUCAGAAUUCAGCGCACCACCGGCAGAACUUUCACCAUUGCAAUCGCAAUAGAGGCUCAAGAGGCGUCUGACAACACAAGCCCGACACUGAAGUUGCUUUCGAAACUUGCCGGCAGCGGUGGUUCGCUUUUGCCUUCACUCAGACACCGAGAGUGGGACGAUUUUCUACCGGAAGGCUGGCAGAAUAUGGACGCGAAAGAGUUCCUGAGCGCGAGGCCUACCCGUCCCAAUCUGAUGCUGAUGCAGAAGUGCGGCACUACUUUCAGCUCAGUCGAACACUUUUGCGCAACUCAUCUAGUCGCUGAGUUGAUAGCCAACGAAGAGGGCUCGGGAGAGCUGCGACUGUGGGCAAGAGCCGACCAUGACAUUGCUCUGUUCGAGCUGAAGGGCCACGUCGUGCUCGCCAUGAAGUUCGGCAACCCAAUUGUGCUCUCCAGUGGUCGAAAAGUCCUGAGACAUCCCAAGAUCCCGAAUGAUCUGGAAAUCAGGAUCAAGCUUUCCGACGGAGGCAGAGAACUCGUAUGGAUUACUGCCUGCCAUGAGCGCGAUUUGAUGGGCCUCAAUCGUCAUUUCAAAUUUGACGCAUACUUCAAAGUUACGUCUCACACACCCGCGGAUUUUCCUGGCCCAUUCCACAAGCCAAACGACCCAAGACCAAAGAUCUGGCGAGCAGUGAGCUUGAUACCCCACGAGAAUAGGUUCUGGGUCGAAUCUGUUCUCCACACGGCGAGCACACUUUACUACGAUGCACGCUGGCACCCCUUCAUGCUCGGACAAGGCCUCGACUCGGUAAAAACGGUCGAUGUCAUCGCCACUGUGGAGGUGAAGGACGAUGUAAAAGCUUCGGCUUGGCAGUGGCUGCUGAAAGCGAAGCAAUGGAAUUUUCAGCAACGACGAGUCAUUGACAGUCUGCACCAAGCGUUGGAUGGCAUUGUCCUGUGCACAGGAUUCCCGGGCACAGGUAAGACACCACUAUUAUUGGCCAGUGCGGUCUACUUCGUCAAGCUCGGGGGCAGGGCGAUCAUCAGCGCCGCAGAGAAUGGUCAUGUUGAGAGUAUGGCCAGCAACCUCGAUCUCAUCAUCGGCGAUGCCACGAGGCCUGAUGGCGAGCCGAUUAUAGCUUACAUCGUGCAAUCGUCUUCGCGCGGCAAACGCCUGCUUGAGACGAGUGGUCAGCAAGCUCCUUUCAACAAGAAGGGCCAUCAGGACGGGAGCGCCGGCGGCCUUGACAACUUCAUCUUCUCACUGCUGCUUGGGGAAGAGCAGCGAGAUAAAGCCUUCCAGUACACCUUGUGCAAUGCUGUCGCCGUGGAGGCAGAGAAGGGCGAAUUGAAUUUACCCAUUCGCCUGCCGGACCAGAAUGGCAUUGAUUAUGGGCAGCCGAUCAACGCCUGGCAAAGACUGCUGGAGCUAAUGGUGCAGAUCAGAGAGGGUAUCUUUCCUCACCACAGCAAGAUGGCCAGAUCCGAGCUCCAAAAGAUUUUCAGUGCAUGCGAGAAGCAGCUUAUCAAGAGGGCCGACAUCAUGGUCACAACAGCCUGCAACGCGAAGUGCAAAGAGCUUUGCUAUUGGGGCAAAUACAUGCGGGAGUCUGGCGUGUCUAUCUCGACCUUCGGCGUGUUCAUCGACAACGCUGACUCUUGUCGCGCCAUGGAGCUCUGGAAUGUGAUCACUUCCUGUGCGUCGCGUCCGGACAUAGUCAUGAUUGCUGGCGACGUUCGCGUUCUUGGGCCAAUCAAUACGAGCAUCAACCAGAUCCCUGUUUGCAACCCCUUUGCCGCGAGCUUAAGCAUGUCGGACUUCGAGCGAUUGAUCAAGCUGGACCUUCCGGUUACCACGCUCACGGAGCAGGGUUUCAUGGUGAGCUUCUACAACCAAGAACAUUGA